Colossoma macropomum (tambaqui) is the source of this 6171-nucleotide messenger RNA. RefSeq names its product SET binding factor 1 (gene sbf1). Bases 135 to 5942 code for a protein of 1935 amino acids. The transcript is spliced from 44 exons. The record is from RefSeq and is a predicted model, not a curated record. NCBI's taxonomy places the organism in Eukaryota, Metazoa, Chordata, Actinopteri, Characiformes, Serrasalmidae.
UAUGGCGGCGGGCUGCUGCUGGAAGGAUGCUGCUGUCGCCUCUGCGCUUUCUGCUGCCUCCAGCAUGUGAGCGGACCCUCGGCGGCGAGCGGAAAGUCGACGACGAGAAAGGCCCGUGGCCGUGAACAGCGAGGAUGGCCAGACUCGCGGAUUAUUUCGUGGUGGUGGGCUACGAUCUCGACAAGAGAGGGGGAAGUGAGGGUCAAGGCCGGAUUCUCCAGCGAUUCCCAGAGAAAGACUGGGAGGAUAACCCCUUCCCCCAGGGCAUUGAGCUAUUCUGCCAGCCCAGUGGAUGGCAGCUGGUUCCCGAAAAGCUGCCCGCUUCCUUCUUUGUGGCUGUUCUCACAGACAUUAACUCAGAGCGCCAUUACUGUGCCUGCUUCACUUUCUGGGAGACUGUAGAAAACCCUCAGCUGCAGAAGGAAGAGCCCAGCGAGGCUGAUGAGGACGAGACGCCUGAGCUCCUUCAGCCAGCACAGCUCUACGCCCCCAAGAGCCUGGUGCUGGUGUCCCGCCUGGACCACACCGAGGUGUUCAGGAACUGCCUAGGACUUAUCUACACCGUUCAUGUGGAUAGCCUUAACGUUCCCUUGGAAACGGUUAUUGGGAACCUCCUAACCUGCGUCAUUCCCAUCGCUGGAGGGUCUCAGAUAAAUGAUCCCCCAGUCUGUAGUUUAUCUGACUGGCUUCUGGGUUGUUUCCAGCCAGACCAGGAGGACAGAGAGGAGAGCUUGAGGACCAUCACCUUGGGGGCGGGAGAUAGGCAGGUCAUCCAGACGCCCAUCAAUGACUCCCUCCCUGUGAGUGGUUGCAGCGUGGCCCAGCUCUUCAGACAACUUGGCAUUGUGAAUGUUCUGUAUCUGUUCUGUGCUGCUCUGACCGAGCACAAGAUCCUCUUCCUGUCCAAGAGCUACCAGCGGCUCACCGAUGCCUGCAGAGCCCUGUUGGCCAUUAUGUUCCCACUCAAAUACAGUUUCACCUAUGUCCCAAUCCUGCCUGGUAAGCUGCUGGAAGUCCUCAGCACGCCGACGCCCUUCAUCAUCGGGGUCAAUUCCUUCUUCCGCUUGGAGACGCAGGAGCUGUUGGAUGUGAUCAUUGCGGAUCUGGACGGCGGCACCGUGACCAUCCCGGAGUGUGUCCACAUAUCUCUGCUGCCAGAGCCUCUUCUGCAGCACACGCAGACGGUCCUCUCCAUGGUCCUGGAUCCAGAGCUAGAGGUGGCGGACUUUGCCUUUCCCCCUUCCUCCACCCAGCCCUCCGCUCUCAGGAUCCAGGAUAAGGAGAUCCGUGCUGUGUUCCUGUGGCUUUUUGCCCAGCUCUUCCAGGGCUACCGCUGGUGUCUGCAUAUCAUACGCAUCCACCCAGAGCCUGUCAUCCGCUUCUAUAAGGCUGCCUUUCUUGGCCAGCGGGGUCUGUCUGAGGAUGACUUCCUGAUGAAGGUGCUGGAUGGCAUGGCGUUUGCAGGUUUUGUGUCAGAGAGAGGCGCUCCCUACAGGACCAUAGACCUGUUUGAUGAUCUCAUUGCCAGCCAAGUGGAGCGUAUCCGGCAGGAGCAAGGCGAUCCCCACAAAGUGAUGAACCACGUAAAAGAACUGGCCGAGCAUCUCUUUAAAAACGAGAACCCAUACCCGGCAGUGGCGAUGCACAGAGUGCAGCGGCCAGCGGACAGCCCGCAGUCUCGGUCUCAUGCCUCCCAGGCUUCGUUUCCGCAGUUGGAUGAUGUGGCCGUUCAGCUGUUCAUAGACCACGCUGCUGCCAAGCUCAAAACGGCCCCGCCUGUAGUCAAGGCUGAGCUGAAGGAGAUGGUGCCCUCCGGACCUCCACUGGCUGACAUUGUGGACAAGAAUGGCAGUGUCCUGGCUAACAGUGCCCGGAGGCUGGAGGUGGUCAGGAACUGUAUCAAUUACAUCUUUGACAACAAAAUGCUGGAGGCCAAGAAGCUGAUGCCGGCAGUGUUGCGGGCGCUGAAAGGACGCGCAGCACGCGUGUGCUUAACUCAGGAGCUGAACCAGCAUGUGCUGCAGAACAGAGCUGUGCUGGACGACCAGCAGUUCGACUACAUCGUCCGCAUGAUGAACUGCACUUUGCAGGACUGCUCUCACAUAGAUGAACAUGGCAUCGCAGCAGCUCUACUGCCCCUGGUCACCGCCUUCUGCCGGAAACUUGGUGGAGGAAUCACACAGUUUGCCUACAGCUGCGUACAGGAGCAUAUGGUGUGGACCAACAUGCAGUUUUGGGAAGCCAUGUUUUACAGUGACGUGCAGAACCAUAUCAGAGCACUCUACCUGGAGGCCGAGGAUGGAGGCACACCUGAUGAGGAGGGUACGAGUGGGUCGAAGCAGCUGGGCGCUCUGGAGCUUGCGUCCGAGCAGACACGUCUAUGGCCCACACUGAGUAAGGAGAGUCAGCAGGAACGUGUGCAGAAGGAGGAGAGCACGGUCUUCAGCCAGGCCAUCCACUACGCUAACCGCAUGAGCUACCUGCUCCUGCCGCUCGACACCAGCAAGAACCGCCUGCUGCGCACCACUGGCCUGGCCGAGGUGGAGAGCGUUAGCAACAGCUAUGUCACUAACAGCAUUGCAGGCAGCAUGGCGGAGAGCUACGACACUGAGAGCGGAUUCGAGGAUGCAGAGAGCUCCGACGUGGCCAACUCCGUGGUGCGCUUCAUCAACCGCUUCGUAGACAAAGUGUGCAAUGAAAGCGGGGUGACCAACGAACACCUGAAAGCCCUUCACAUCAUGAUACCAGAUAUCGUUCAGAUGCACAUCGAGACGUUGGACGCAGUCUAUAGAGAGAGCAAGAGACUGCCUCCCAUCCAAAAGCCCAAGCUCCUGAGGCCCACACUGCUGGCAGGCGAGGAGUUUGUGAUGGAUGGAAUGCGGGUCCACCUCGUUUCGGAUGGCCGUGAGGAGGCCACGGGUGUGAUGGGUGGUCCCCCCUUGCUGCCUGCUGAGGGAGCCAUUUUCCUCACCACAUACCGCAUCAUCUUCAAGGGCACGUCCAUCGACCCUCUGGUCGGAGAGCAGGUGGUGACGCGCUCCUUCCCCAUCGCCUCCCUCACUAAAGAGAAGAAGAUUUCAGUUCACAUCCCAAUGGACCAGUUCAUCCAGGAGGGUCUUCAGCUACGUUCCUGUACCUUUCAGCUGAUGAAGAUAGCGUUUGACGAGGAGGUGGCGUCAGACCUGGCUGAGGUGUUCCGGAAGCACAUGCACAAACUCCGCUACCCACAGCAUGUACAGGGCACUUUUGCCUUUACCGUGGGUCAGUCGGCCAAGCUGGUGGUGGAGCACAAGGCCAAGGACAAGAACCAGUCACUAAAAACCCUCUCCAAAAACCUGGUGAAGAGCGCUAAGCGGACCAUCGGACGGCAGUACGUGACCCGGAAGAAGUACUCUCCUCCAGCCUUGGAGAACCGCAGCAGCCUGCAGUCUGAAAUGGACGAGGACGAGAUCUCAGUGUCUGAGGAGCUAGAGCAGAGCGCGCUCACGCUUUCCUCCACCAUCCGCUCGUCUGACCGGCAGACCAUGAGCAACGUGGUGGAACGGGCCUGUUGUCGUGACUACCAGCGGCUGGGCCUGGGUACGCUCAGUAACAGCCUUACACGCUCCAAGAACGAGCCGUUCCGCAUCUCCACCGUCAACCGCAUGUACACCGUCUGCAGGAGCUACCCAGGCCUGCUAAUUGUGCCUCAGAGCAUCCCGGACUCCACUAUCCAGCGCAUCUCCCGCUGCUACCGCCAGAACCGCUUCCCUGUGGUGUGCUGGAGGAAUUCACGCACAAAAGCUGUGCUGCUGCGAUCUGCUGGCCUGCAUGCCAAGGGAGUGGUGGGCUUCUUCAAGUCCCCCAACGCCCCUACUGCAGGACCAUCCCAGGCUGAUUCAACUAGUCUGGAGCAGGAGAAGUACCUGCAGGCCAUCAUCAGCUCCAUGCCCUCCUACAACGAGGCCAGCGGCAGGAACACCCUCAGUGGCUUCACAUCCACACACAUGAGCACCUCAGACUCAUCAGACAAACUGAGGCAACCUAAAAUUGGAGCUCUUAUGAAGCAGGUUUUGGGCACUAAAGAGGAUCUGCCCGGAACCUUCAGUCGAGGAGCGCUGGGUCAGAGGGCAAGGGUCAUCUCCCUCUCUCAGCCUAAAGUUUCAGGCAAGGCCCGUGGCUCACCGAGAGGGAAGUGGGGCAGUAUCCGGGGCAGCGGCCGUCUCAGUGCCUACAAUCCGGACGUGGGGAACCGGCUGGCAGGGAAGGAGUCACCCCAGGCCAAUGGCGGCCCUGCCGAACCUUACUUCCUCCGGCAACAACGUGCAUACCUCUACAUCAUCGGAGACAAGUCCCAGCUCAAGGGAGGAAAGCAGGACUCCUUCCAGCAGUGGGAGGUGGUGCCUAUCGAAGUGUUUGACGUGCGGCAGGUGAAGAAUAGCUUUAAGAAGCUAAUGAAGGCCUGUGUACCCUCCUCGCCCUCCAGUGAUCCCAACAUGUCUUUCCACCGCUGCCUGGAGGAGUCUGACUGGAUGAACCUGCUGCACAAGGUUCUACAGGUGUCUGUUCUUGUGGUGGAGCUGUUGGCCACUGGUUCCUCAGUCAUGGUCAGCCUGGAGGAUGGAUGGGACGUUACAACGCAGGUGGUGUCUCUGGUGCAGCUUCUGUCAGAUCCGUAUUAUCGCACAUUUGAUGGCUUCCGGCUACUGGUGGAGAAAGAGUGGCUGUCCUUCGGCCAUCGCUUCAGUCACCGUGGUGCCCAGACGCUGGCCAGCCAAAGCAGUGGUUUCACACCAGUCUUCCUCCAGUUUCUCGACUGUGUGCACCAGAUCCAUCUUCAGUUCCCCAUGGAAUUUGAGUUCAGUCAAUACUACCUCAAGUUCCUGGCCUAUCACUAUGUAUCCAAUCGCUUCCGGACCUUCCUGCUGGACUCCGACUAUGAACGUAUUGAGCUCGGGGUCUUGUAUGAGGAGAAGGGAGAGAGGAAAACCCCUCAAGUCUGCAAGUCUGUAUGGGAUUACAUCGACCGCCUGCACAAGAAGACUCCCAUCUUCUACAACUACAUGUUCUCUCCAGAGGAAGAGGAGGUCCUAAAGCCCUACAGCUUCAUCUCGAACCUGAAGGUGUGGGACUUCUACACGGAGGAGACGUUGUCGGAGGGGCCGUCCUAUGACUGGGAGCUGGUGCGAGGGAGACCCGAGGGGCACACCGAAGAUGCAGCAACUGACAGACCCGAAACGGCAGCGCCCAAAUCGCAGCGGCGCGUGGUCUGGCCCUGCUACGACAGUCUGAGUAAAGUGCUGCCGGAUGCCAUCACCAAACUGCUGCAGGAUGUACAUAACCUUGAGGCCGAACUGGGACACGUCUCUGAGAAGUGGAAAGACACCUGGGACAAGAUCAAGACAACCCAAAGGACUGAGACCAAACUGGAGAGCCGGCACUCGUUCUCCAGCUCGCUCCUAAUGUCAUCUAACCUAAUCCACCAGAGGCGCUCGCAGGGUAUGUACCUGCAGGAGAGGGGUGUGGGCUCCUCCAUCAACCUGGCCUUGGACUGUGAGGCCAGCGCCACGUCCACACCUGCCACUGGCCGUCCCAGCACCAGCAACCUCUACUCCCAGUUUCAGAGCACUGAGAGUGAGAACCGGAGCUUUGAGGGAAUCUUGUUCAAGAAAGGAGCGCUGCUGAAACCAUGGAAACCACGCUGGUUUGUGUUGGACAAGACCAAACAUCAGUUGAGAUACUACGAGACGAGGCAGGAUAAAGAAUGCAAGGGCGUUAUUGAACUGGCUGAGGUGGAAUCUGUCAUUCCGGGCACACCUGCAAUGGGAGCCCCUAAAAAUGUAGAAGAGAAAGCCUUCUUUGAUCUGAAAACGACCAAACGAGUGUACAACUUUUGCGCGCAGGACAGCCAGAAUGCACAGCUGUGGAUGGACAGUAUUCAGAGUUGCCUAUCUGACGCGUAGAGGGAGAGGCUCUGUGGAGGAGAGACUAUUAGAAUUGAAAGGACAUCUGCUGGGCCCCCUGAUGGACAUGGCUCUUAGUCAAUGACAGGGCUCGUCCAGCAGAGAGAGAGAGAAGGGGUGUCGGCCUCCAUUUAGCGUUGGCGAUAUUGAUCUUAAAAAAAAUGUUGCACCUCACCACAUUUCAGUGUUUUUGUUUAAAAAAAUGUGUAUAAAAAGUAAGAAAAAAAAA